Messenger RNA from Anoplophora glabripennis (Asian longhorned beetle), 504 nucleotides. Its product is annotated as U11/U12 small nuclear ribonucleoprotein 25 kDa protein. The transcript is spliced from 3 exons. NCBI's taxonomy places the organism in Eukaryota, Metazoa, Arthropoda, Insecta, Coleoptera, Cerambycidae. Gene Ontology annotation, biological process: mRNA splicing, via spliceosome. The coding region runs from base 1 to 504 and encodes 167 amino acids. The record is from RefSeq and is a predicted model, not a curated record. Gene Ontology annotation, cellular component: U12-type spliceosomal complex.
AUGAGUGAACACGUGGACAUCGAGCAGAAACCUCUCACGCUGGAUGAAGAAAUAGAAAACUUGUCUCACGAAGACCUGUUAGAGAUAUCUCAGAGCAGUCUGCGGCGAUUGAUAGCUGCAGACCCACUACUUUGCGAUUUACCUGUGGACGUGACCACAGAGGAAGUCUUGGCACAAAUCGCUGUGGCCCAGGGCCAGUCUAUAACGGUUACCGUUACGAGAUAUUCUGAAAGUCCACUGAACGUUGUUAUACCUCAAAGAGGGACUACGGUCUUGGAUUUAAAGAAGGCUAUAAAGAGAACGUUCACUUUGAAACAGCAACGGCAGAGAAGCAAAACUAAGAUAAGUUGGAGGUAUGUUUGGAGGACUUAUAAUUUGCAGAAUGUUGAAACUGGCAGGGUUAUGAAAGACAACACGAAAGAAGUGUCAGAAUAUGGAAUUGUGAAUAAGUCUGAGUUGAGGUUUGUCAAGAAACUGCGGAAAGACCGUCCCGAGACAUGCUAA